Trematomus bernacchii (emerald rockcod) is the source of this 3415-nucleotide messenger RNA. RefSeq names its product NACHT, LRR and PYD domains-containing protein 3-like. Lineage: Eukaryota; Metazoa; Chordata; Actinopteri; Perciformes; Nototheniidae. Gene Ontology annotation, molecular function: protein binding. The record is from RefSeq and is a predicted model, not a curated record.
GUCAGAAGUUACUUUCACUUUGUUCCCGUUUUGAUGCAGAAGUUUUCCUCGUCGUUAAACUCUUGGAAAGAUGGCGACUCCUAAAAAGAUCCUCGUCAGCACUUUGGAAUAUUUGGGGAAAGAGGACUUUAAAGAGUUCAAGUGGUACCUGCAGGAGGAGGUCCUAGGAUUCAAAGGAAUCCCAAAGAGUCGACUGGAGGAUGCAGACCGGAUGGACACAGUGGAUCAGAUGUUUCUAAACUACUGCAUAAACACGUUCAAAGUGACCAUAAUGGUUUUGGGGGAGAUAAAGCAAAAUGAUCUAAAGGAGAAAUUAUCAAAACACCAUUCAGAACCUGCAGAGAUUGUUUCUAAGUGCCAAGCUGAACUCAAAUCAAACCUGAAGAAAAAGUCUGAAUUCAUAUCUGAAAAAAUCACAAAAAAAGGAAAUUUAAAACCCCUGCAUGAAAUCUACACCGAGAACUACAUCACAGAGGGGGAGGAUGCAGAGGUCAACAUGGAACAUGAGGUCAGACAGAUUGAAACAGCAUCCAGGAAACCAGACAGACCAGAAACAACCAUCAGACAAGAAGACCUCUUUAAAGCCUCACCUGGAAGAGAUGCACCAAUCAGAGUGAUGACAAAGGGAGUGGCUGGCAUUGGGAAAACAGUCUUAACACAGAAGUUCACUCUGGACUGGGCUGAAGGCAAAGCCAACCAGGACAUCCAGUUCAUAUUUCCAUUCACUUUCAGAGAGCUGAAUGUGGUGAGAGAGAACAAGUACAGCUUGGUGGAACUCGUUCAUCAGUUCUUCACCGAAACCAGAGACGCAGGAAUCUGCAGGUUUGAUCAGUUCCCGGUUGUGUUCAUCUUUGACGGUCUGGAUGAGUGUCGACUUCCUCUGGACUUCCACAACACUGAGAUCCUGACUGACGUCACAGAGUCCACCUCAGUGGAUGUGCUGCUGACAAACCUCAUCAGGGGGAAGCUGCUUCCCUCUGCUCACCUCUGGAUAACCACACGACCUGCAGCAGCCAAUCAGAUCCCUCCUGAGUGUGUGGACAUGGUGACAGAGGUCCGAGGGUUCACUGACCCACAGAAGGAGGAGUACUUCAGGAAGAGAUUCAGAGAUCAGGAGCAGGCCGACACCAUCAUCUCCCACAUCAAGACCUCACGAAGCCUCCACAUCAUGUGCCACAUCCCAGUCUUCUGCUGGAUCUCUGCUUCAGUUCUGGAGGACAUGUUGAAAACCAGAGAGGGAGGAGAGCUGCCCAAGACCCUGACUGAGAUGUACAUCCACUUCCUGGUGGUUCAGUCCAAAGUCAAGAACGUCAAGUAUCAUGGAAAAAGUGAGAGACAUUCCCACUGGAGUCCAGAGAGCAGGAAGAUGAUGGAGUCUCUGGGAAAACUGGCUUUUGAGCAGCUGCAGAAAGGCAACCUGAUCUUCUAUGAGUCCGACCUGACAGAGUGUGGCAUCGAUAUCAGAGCAGCCUCAGUGUACUCAGGAGUGUUCACGCAGGUCUUUAGAGAGGUGAGAGGAACGUACACGAAUGAGGUGUUCUGCUUCGUCCAUCUGAGCGUUCAGGAGUUUCUGGCUGCUCUUCAUGUCCAUCUGACCUUCAUCACCUCUGGAGUCAACCUGCUGUCAGAAGAACCAACAACCUCCCAGAAGUCUGAAGUCAAACCUGAACUAACACAUCUCUACCAGAGUGCUGUGGACCAGGCCUUACAGAGUCCAAAUGGACACCUGGACUUGUUACUCCGCUUCCUCCUGGGUCUUUCACUGCAUACCAAUCAGAAACUCCUACGAGGCCUGCUGACACAGACAGGAAGUGACUCAGAGACUGAAGAGGAAACAGUCCAGUACAUCAAGAAGAAGAUGGAUGAGGAUCUGUCUCCAGAGAGAAGCAUCAACCUGUUGCACUGUCUGAAUGAACUGAAUGACCAUUCUCUAGUGGAGGAGAUCCAACGGUACCUGAGUUUAGAAAAUCUCUCCAGAGUUAAUCUCUCUCCUGCUGAAUGGUCAGCUCUGGUCUUCAUCUUACUGUCAUCAGAAGAAGAUCUGGACGUGUUUGACCUGAAGAAAUACUCUGCUUCAGAGGAGGCUCUUCUGAGGCUGCUGCCAGUGGUCAAAGCCUCCAACAAAGCUCUACUGAGUGGCUGCAACCUGUCAGAGAGAAGCUGUGAAGCUCUGUCCUCAGUCCUCAGCUCCCAGUCCUCUAGUCUGAGAGAUCUGGACCUGAGUAACAACGACCUGCAGGAUUCAGGAGUGAAGCUGCUGUCUGCUGGACUGGAGAGUCCCACUGAACUAAAGACUCUCAGUCUGUCAGGCUGUCAGGUCACAAAGGAAGGCUGUGUUUCUCUGGCUUCAGCUCUGAGCUCCAACCUCUCCCAUCUGAGAGAGCUGGACCUGAGCUACAAUCAUCCAGGAGACUCAGGAGAGCAGCUGCUGUCUGCUGGACUGGAGACACUCAGGAUGGACCAUGGUGGACCGCAGUGGUUGAAACCUGGUCUGAGGAAGUAUGCCUGUGAACUGGAGCUGGACCCAAACACAGCACACAGGAACCUUGAACUGUCUGACAACAACAGGAAGGUAACAUAUGUGAGAGAGGAGGAGCAGCCAUAUCCUGAUCAUCCAGAGAGAUUUGAUGGCUGGCCUCAGCUGAUGUGUAGAGAAGCUCUGACUGGUCGCUGUUACUGGGAGGUCGUGUGGAGAGGAGACGCUUAUAUAUCAGUGACUUACAGAGGAAUCAGCAGGAGAGGAGACAGUGAGGACUGUGUGUUUGGAGGGAAUGAUCAGUCCUGGCGUCUGGAGUGCGCUACUGGUCGUUACUUUGUCUGUCACAAUAACAAAAAAACACGCAUCUCCCUCUCCUCCUCCCCCUCCACCUCUGCUAGAGUAGCAGUGUAUCUGGAUCAUCCUGCUGGCUCUCUCUCCUUCUACAGAGUCUCCUCUGACACACUGAUCCGCCUCCACACCUUCAGAACCACAUUCACUGAACCUCUCUAUGCUGGGUUUGGGUUUGGGUUUGGGUUCGGGCUUCGGUUUUCUGGUUCCUCAGUGUCUCUGGUUCCUCUGCAGGUCUGAGGGUCUCUCCUGACGAAGGAAACUGACUUCAGAUUAGCUGCUGAAAUCAGUUCAGUGUGUUCACCAUCACACACACAUCUGUCUCACACUCGGACACAAAACAUUUAUCUGAUUCCAUCCCUAUGGCAUUUACAUUUGCUUGUUCUAUAUUUAGUGGUCAGUGUUUGCUGCCAUAAAUUGAUUCUUAAUCCAGUUUGAAGCCACAUGUUUACCAUAUGCAGUGUGGUAUGCAAUAAUCAGAAAUAUUUUCUUUGUUUUGAUUCAAAAUUCUGUAUGCAAAGGCUGGUUUGCCUUCGCUAACUGUACGGAGGCUCAGUCACUGGUACAUUUUUAUAUAUAUGGAAGAGA